Diospyros lotus (date-plum) is the source of this 1962-nucleotide messenger RNA. RefSeq names its product hydroxyproline O-arabinosyltransferase PLENTY-like. The coding region runs from base 523 to 1626 and encodes 367 amino acids. The transcript is spliced from 8 exons. The record is from RefSeq and is a predicted model, not a curated record. NCBI's taxonomy places the organism in Eukaryota, Viridiplantae, Streptophyta, Magnoliopsida, Ericales, Ebenaceae. Gene Ontology annotation, molecular function: glycosyltransferase activity.
CGGUCGCUAAACCACCGAGUUGCUCUCUUUGUGCUGUUAGAAAACACUGCAACGACCUUCCAAACCUUACCGUGCGUUCAAGCAAGCUUCGAAGAAUGUGAGUCUCUCCAUCUGUGUGUGUUUCUUUCGGUCUCUCCCGCUCUGGUUUCCUGUUUCGAGUUUCUAACCUCAGAUCUGUACUUUUCUGCUUUUGUCUUCAUUAUUGCUAUAUGUUCUAUAGGACAUUUCAUCUUUAUUAUCUUCCUGUUCCGCGUUAAGUUGGUUCAGCCAUUUACAUCAAUCAACCCACAUUGAGUUAUUCCCGUUUGCUUCUGAUUUCGGAUGCAGAUCUGUUUUGCAUGAUUUAUUGGCAAUCGGGUAGUGUCGUUUCUUCUUUACUGCGGCAGUAGAGUAAUGGGCUGGUGUCGUAGGAGGAUAUUCAAGAGAUUAUAGAGGUUGUGAAUUACUGCCUUUGUGGAUGCGUAAUUGGGCUGCUUCGAUUUUGGAUGGUUUUGGAAUUAUAUGUAGGAAACUUGUGGGAAGAUGAUUGUGAGGAAAAAUAUGGGGCGUGCUUCAUCGCUGCUUUUGGUUUUAAUUUGUCUAGGGUUUUUCUUUGCAACAUAUAAUUUGAUAACUAUGGUAAUGCAUCACAAGGCUGCCAGUUCGUGGGAUUCGGUGGCAGAUGGUUUAGACUGGGUGAAUCCUCUAGCUGGAAUGCACAAGGAGGUGAAGACAAUGGGGAACUCAGGUGUUCGGUUUCAUGUUGCCCUAACAGCGACAGAUGCUCCUUAUAGCAAAUGGCAGUGUCGGAUCAUGUAUUAUUGGUACAAGAAAGUUAAAGACAUGCCUCGUUCAGACAUGGGAGGGUUUACUAGGAUUUUGCAUUCAGGGAGUCCUGACAAUUUGAUGGAGGAGAUCCCAACUUUUGUGGUCGACCCUCUUCCAGAUGGCCUGGACCGUGGUUACAUUGUCUUAAACAGGCCAUGGGCUUUUGUGCAAUGGCUGGAAAAAGCAACAAUAGAGGAAGAAUAUGUUCUAAUGGCUGAGCCUGAUCACAUAUUUGUGAAUCCUUUGCCAAAUUUGGCACAUGGUGACCACCCAACAGCUUACCCUUUUUUCUAUAUAAAACCAACUGAGAAUGAGAAAAUUAUAAGGAAGUUUUAUCCUGAAGAGCUGGGACCUGUGAGUGAUGUCGAUCCUAUUGGUAAUUCUCCAGCAAUUAUCAAGAAGUCCCUUUUGGAAAUUAUUGCACCUACAUGGAUGAAUGUUUCCUUGAGGAUGAAAGAUGAUCCAGAGACUGACAAAGCUUUUGGAUGGGUGCUGGAAAUGUAUGCAUAUGCUGUAGCAUCUUCAUUACAUGGUGUAAGGCAUAUUCUUCACAAAGAUUUUAUGAUUCAGCCACCAUGGGAUUUGGUAGUUGGAAAGAACUUCAUCAUCCAUUACACAUAUGGCUGUGACUAUGAUAUGAAGGGAAAGCUAACAUAUGGGAAGAUUGGGGAAUGGCGUUUUGACAAGAGAUCAUACCUUCGUGGUCCUCCACCAAGGAACCUUUCAUUACCGCCUCCAGGAGUCCCUGAAAGUGUGGUAAGACUUGUGAAGAUGGUGAAUGAGGCCACUGCUAACAUUCCUGGAUGGGACGCGUUGUGAGCACGUAGUGGCUCAGUUGAAGUUGCUAAAUGAGGUUCGGGUUUUUUAUUUUAUUUUUUAUUUUUAUAUUUUUACCCUGAAAACUUAUGAUAUCACCAUGGUAGAAGACUGAGGGGCUCGUGUAGAGAAUUUGCGGAGUCUGGCAGCCUGGAAAUCAUGUAGAUACACACAGGUGAUAAGAGAGCAAUACUUGCGUACUUGUCUUGAUAUAUCAAAUAAUUAAGAUCAUUCUUUUGAGUUUUGACUCUUUUCAACUAGAGACCCACAUUACAUGGCAUAUAUAUUCUUGUAAAAAUCUUUGACCAUUCUAUAUAUUCUGCCCAAUUUUAUCAUUUA